Nymphaea colorata (pocket water lily) is the source of this 1143-nucleotide messenger RNA. RefSeq names its product deSI-like protein At4g17486. The coding region runs from base 264 to 908 and encodes 214 amino acids. The record is from RefSeq and is a predicted model, not a curated record. NCBI's taxonomy places the organism in Eukaryota, Viridiplantae, Streptophyta, Magnoliopsida, Nymphaeales, Nymphaeaceae. Gene Ontology annotation, molecular function: deubiquitinase activity. Gene Ontology annotation, biological process: protein deubiquitination. The transcript is spliced from 4 exons.
UCUUCGGGAAAAGAAGUUCAGAAAAGCCAAAUCAGACUCCCUCCCUCUAACAGUUCCUUUUCCAUCCUUCGAUUGAGCGGUGCCCUUUCUUGUUGAUUGAUCAAAAGGACCGCUUUUGUUUCUGAUUGAUCACAGGGAUUGCUUAUAUUGAACAAUUUGAAAAUGUUUGAAGCUCUUUUUCUCGGGGAAAAGGUCCUUGUCGGCGCCAUGGUUUAAGGGCGCCCUGCAAUCUGUAGUGUCUCCCCUCUCAGCAAAUUUUGCAAAUGGUGUCCCCUCUCUUAAAAUCAGCUUCUGAAGGGAGUGAUGGAACCCAGAAUGCCCAGUUGGUCCUCAACGUCUACGAUCUCACGCCCAUCAACAACUACAUGUGCUGGUUUGGUGUGGGCAUCUACCACUCAGGCAUUGAAGCUUAUGGAAUGGAAUAUGGAUUUGGUGCCCAUGACUAUCCCACCAGUGGGGUUUUCCAGGUGGAGCCUAAGUGUUGUCCGGGGUAUAUAUACAGAUGCACCAUCCCUUUGGGAAAUAUAAACAUGACACAGUCAGAGGUCCAGACUUUUAUGGAACAUAUGGCUUCAAAAUAUCAUGGAGAUACCUAUCACCUCAUUUCUAAGAAUUGCAACCACUUCACUGAUGAUGUUUGCAUGACGUUGACUGGAAGGUCAAUUCCUGGCUGGGUAAACCGCCUGGCAAGAUUGGGUGCUUUGUGCAACUGUCUGCUGCCUGAAAGCCUUCAAGUAACCACUGUUAGACACAUGCCAGAGUACCACGGAUGCUCAGAAGAAGAAUCUGAAUCGCCAUCUCCUAUCAUUACUCGUGAAGCAACAGAAAGUGAAGAUGGAGACCCUGAGAGACAGCUUCUUUCAUCCCCUACAGCUGAACUUGAAUUCAUUAGAGAGUCACCAAAGUGAACCGAAGUUUUGCCUGGAAUUUUCUUCAUUACUUGCAUCCGGUCUCGUAGCAGAAGCUUAUGCUAAAUGUUUAGUGGGAGUUGAGUGCAUUUUGAAGGACUGAAACUGGAGCCGUCAUAAAUCAUGGGUCUCGAAUUUCAUAAUUUUUGGUUUCUUUCUGUAUCAUUAUCUGUAUCAACUGUCAAGACAGUAAUUUCUUCAAUUGUCCUUAAUUGAAUUGCAUAGUCAAUUUUCA